This is a messenger RNA of Spodoptera frugiperda (fall armyworm), 844 nucleotides long. RefSeq lists its product as uncharacterized. The record is from RefSeq and is a predicted model, not a curated record. The transcript is spliced from 3 exons. Bases 48 to 614 code for a protein of 188 amino acids. NCBI's taxonomy places the organism in Eukaryota, Metazoa, Arthropoda, Insecta, Lepidoptera, Noctuidae.
GGCCGCGCGCGCUGCCUGCGCCAGUCUCGUCUCUGCUCGCUCGCACGAUGGUCGCCCCCCGCCUCACGUCGCUCGCGCUGCUGCUGCUGCUGGCGCUGGCCGCCGCCGCGCCGCACCCGCGCAUGCGCCGCCAGCUCAUCGACGACGACGCGCUGCAGCCCAUCGAGGACGGCGCCGGUGACGACCAGACGAGGGAGAAGCGCAAGCUGGAAGGCGUCACGCAGGCCAAGUUCGGCAUCAAGAACGCAGUCCUCGGAUUCGUGUUCGGGAAAAUCAACUCGCUGAUUGACGCGAAGACACGAUUGGUGGACACGCUGGACAAACAGAACAUCGAGCUGAACAAACAGUACGGCAUCGAGGCGCCGCAGAACGGACUCGCGUCGCUCAGCGGCAUCGUGGGCCAGGUCAUCGGGCCCAAGCUGCAGCUGCUGGGGCCUAAGAUCCAGGCGGUGACGGGGCUGCUGGGCGGCGCGUCCGGCGGCUCCGGCGGCUCAGGUGGGGGCGGGCUCGGCUCCAUCAUCUCGCUCGUCACCUCGCUGUCGGGCUCCUCCUCGGGCGGCGGCGCCGGCGGCACCGUCGAGACCAUCGACUCCUCUGAGGAGGACGACUCGUGAUCGCCGCGCCUUGUCCAGCACAGUCCUUGUACAGGCGGAGCGCCCCCUCCGCACUGCUAGCGUAGUGCACCCCGCCUGUACGAGUCCGACUGUGUCGCUCCCUCCCCCUUGGGCCGCCUGUACAGUCCGCGGCCCCCCCCCGUGCCGGCGGCGCGCCGCCCUCUACGUUUUGUAUUUAUAUUGUAAAUAGGUUUAGGUGAGCGUUGGUGAUAUUAAAUGAUUCCUCGGAA